This is a messenger RNA of Teleopsis dalmanni, 1837 nucleotides long. RefSeq names its product WD repeat-containing protein 43-like. Gene Ontology annotation, biological process: maturation of SSU-rRNA from tricistronic rRNA transcript (SSU-rRNA, 5.8S rRNA, LSU-rRNA). The coding region runs from base 24 to 1808 and encodes 594 amino acids. Gene Ontology annotation, molecular function: protein binding. NCBI's taxonomy places the organism in Eukaryota, Metazoa, Arthropoda, Insecta, Diptera, Diopsidae. The record is from RefSeq and is a predicted model, not a curated record. Gene Ontology annotation, cellular component: nucleolus. The transcript is spliced from 8 exons.
CCAACAUAUUGUUUGUUAUUGCAAUGGCAAAUUUUGGACAGCACGUGUCGGGGUUUUCACCCGAUGGGAAGCUAUUCGCUUUAAUAUGUGAACAAGGGACUUUGAGGAUAUGGGAUACUGACACCAAUGAGUUGAAACAAGAGUAUGCACCAAAUUUACAGGUGGUAGGACAAUGCUGUACAUUGACAUGGUUGUUGGUUGAUACAAAAGGGACCAAAAAAAAGAUCGCAGAUAGUAAUGAGAACCAGGACAAUGUAGGCUUAUACAUAGUUAUCGGCACAAGCAAAGGGAAAGUGGCGCUGUAUUCCUAUGCUCUCGGAAAGAUAGAGUAUAAUUUGAAAGGACAGGGACAUAGUGGGAGAAUAACAUCUAUUAUAUAUAAUAAUGCUGGACAACUAUUUACUUGUGGUGUUGAUUGUCAAGUAAUAUUGUGGUCAGUGACCGAACAAAAAAAAAUGUCUCAUUGGUCUGUUGGUCCAGAAAAACCGAAUUGUAUUGCUUUUAAUAAAGUUUCAAAUACAUUAGUAGUUGGCAGUCGCCAAAUCAAAGUGUACUCAGUGACCACGCAUGAGUUAUUAGAAAGCUUUACAGGUCAUGUGUCUGACAUUUGUCUGUUGGAUUCAUUUACUGUUAAUGAUAUUGAGUAUGUAACAUCUUGUGCAAGCAUGGAGCGCCUUAUUUGUUUAUGGAAAAUUGAUCUUAAAGGAAAAAAUAAAACACCGGUAUCUACAUUUAUAAUGGAGGAUAUUGCUAGAUGUUUGUCAUGCCAGCUAGAUAAAAAUAGACUUCUUAAAAUAUCAAGUAUUACACGCAGAGGACUUAUAAAUUUAUAUUACAUCGAGACAGAAAACUUAAUAUCAACUAAACCUUUUAAACCGACAGUAACUAUUCAAAUUGCUUCGGAUAAUGCGAACAUUAUUGAACCAAUUCCAGCAAUUGCGAUAUCACUUCAGCACGGUAAAAAGACGAAAGACUUUCUUUUUGGAUAUGGAGAUCAACGCUUCUUGAUAUUUGAAAAUUUCACACCAGCUUUAAAAGAAAAAUUGGAAGUUUUAGUAAGAAAUAAUCCAAAAAAAAUUUUACGUCAAAACUUGGAUAAAAAAGCUAGCAAUACCCUUUCACAAUCAAAAACGCUAAUACCAGCAUAUUAUUUAAAUGAGGUCGUUCAUAAGUCCGCUAUUAAGAUGCCACAGAAAAAAUCGGCUGAUUUGCCGUUACAAUCACGUUUACAAAAUUUAGGUUUAAUAAAUGACACACCUCAAGUUCAAUCCCAAUGCAAGGUUCAACUUCUAGUGCAAGCGUUGCACAGUAAAGAUACAGAGUUACUACACUCUGUAUUGUUUACAAAUGACGAAAAUUGUAUAUUGCUAACAUUGCAAAAACUGCCCUCGAGAUACGUUGGAACUCUGAUAAAUGAGCUUACGAUGUUAAUGGAAUUAAAUCAAACGAACGUAUUUUAUGCAAUCAAGUGGCUUAAAACGUUAAUAAGAACGCAUUCUAGCCAAAUGUUAGCAAUGGGCGCCAAUGAAUUAUCGAACAGAUUUGAGGCUUGUAUGGGCAUAAUAGAACAUCGUACCGUAUAUGUAUCUGAUAUGUCUAAAUUAUGUGGUCGUAUAAAUCUUAUCGUUAAACAAAUGAAAGGAAAUACAGAUGGGAAUAUGGUGAAAGAAGAUUUCUUCACUUAUUAUGAUAAAGAUUCUGCUGAGUUAGACGAUUCAUUCGAUAUUUUAACAAGUAAUGAAGAUAAUCCAGAUAAGGUUAAAGAAGAGAAAAAUAUUAUUGAAAAUGGUUUAAAAGUACAUGAUUAAAUUUAAAAUAAUAAAAUUUUAACAUAUUC